This is a messenger RNA of Morus notabilis, 648 nucleotides long. RefSeq names its product TATA-binding protein-associated factor 2N-like. Bases 1 to 648 code for a protein of 215 amino acids. The record is from RefSeq and is a predicted model, not a curated record. Lineage: Eukaryota; Viridiplantae; Streptophyta; Magnoliopsida; Rosales; Moraceae. The transcript has 2 exons.
AUGGCGAGUUCCAAGAUUUUGCUUUUGCUGGGUAUUUUACUUGCAGUUGGUCUUGUCGUCUCUUCAGAGGUUGUCGCUAGAGUGGAUGCUAGCACUGAAGAAAAGAGGGUAGAUGAUUCGAAAACUGGUGGAUACGGUAAAUAUGGAAGCGGCUAUGGGGGUAAAGGUGGUUACGGAGGGAGUUAUGACCGCAAAGAUGGUGAUCAUGAUGGCAGUUAUGGCGGCGGCAAAGACGGUGAUCAUGAUGACGGCAAAGACGGUGAUCAUGAUGGCGGCAAAGACGGUGAUCAUGAUGGCGGCAAGGACGGUGAUCAUGAUGGCGGCAAGGACGGUAAUCAUGAUGGCGGCAAAGAUGGUGAUCAUGACGGCGGUUAUGGCGGCGGCAAAGAUGGUAAUCAUGAUGGCAGUUAUGGCGGCAGCAAAGACAGCUACGGAAGUGGAUAUGGGAGCAAAGGAGGAUAUGGAGGCAAAGGAGGAUAUGGAGGCAAAGGUGGUUACGGGGGAAAAGGAGGAUACGGCGGCAAAGGAGGAUAUGGCGGCAAAGGUGGCUAUGGAGGCGGAAAAGGUGGUUAUGGAGGCGGAAAAGGUGGUUAUGGUGGCAAAGGAGGAUAUGGUGGUGGUUAUGGAGGCGACAAACCUCAAAACUGA